CCAACCCCUCCAUACUAUAAAUAGGAUUUGCAUGGUCUAACUCUUACGAAACAACUGAUUACUCUGAAAGCUUAUAACACAGUAGUGCGCGUUUCUGUAAGUAAAUUACGACACUAAUGGCAUCAUUAGUAACCUUCAAAGUGCGCCGUAGCGAGGCCGUGCUCGUCCCCCCGGCCGAGCCCACCCCGCGGGAGCUCAAACCCUUAUCGGACCUCGACGACCAACGGGGCCUCCGGUUCUACCGGUCGGGGAUCCAUUUCUACAAAAACGAUCCGUCGAGGGAGGGGACAGACCCCGCGGAGGUGGUCAGGGCGGCGCUGGCGAGGGCGUUGGUGUUCUACUACCCGAUGGCCGGCCGGAUUCGCGAGGAGGCCGGGGGAAAGCUGGUAGUGGAUUGCACCGGGGAGGGGGCCAUGUUCAUGGAGGCCGAUGCGGAUGUCGCAAUCGACGACUUUGGCGACGUGCUGGCCCCGCCGAUCCCCGGCCAUGAGAUGCUCCUCUGCGAGCCCGAGGGCGCCGGCGGUGUCGUCGACCGCCCUUUGUUCUACAUUCAGGUGACGCGGCUGAAGUGCCGGGGAUUCACGGUGAGUUUCCAAGUAAACCACUGCAUGGCCGACGCCGCCGGGGUGGUGCAGUUCAUGAAGGCGAUCGGCGAGCUCGCGCGUGGCGCCGCCGCCCCCGCCGUGCCCCCCGUGUGGGCCCGGGACCUCCUCGCCGCCCGCCGACCGACGUGCGUCACACGCCGGCACCCGGAGUAUGAGGAGGUUGCCGACCCUGCCGACGACCGGAUAUCCCCCGCCGACGCUCAGCUGGUCCGCCACUGCCUCUUCUUCGGCCCCAGCGAGGUCGCCGCACUCCGGGCGGGGGUCCCGGCUCGCAUGAGCCGGUGCUCCCGGUUCGACAUGAUUGCGGCACUUGUUUGGAAGUGCCGCACCGAAGCGUUACAGUACGAGCGCGAAAACGAAGUCCGGAUACAGUUCGUGGUGAACGCCCGUGGGAAGCGGGACCCGCCGCUCCCCGCGGGGUUCUACGGGAAUGCGUUUGCGUUUGCAGUGGCAUCCACCGCCGCCGGGGAGCUCUGCGAGCGGCCGUUCGAGUAUGCACUGGAGCUAGUGGCAAAAGCAAAAGCGUCGGUGACGGCAGAGUACAUGCAGUCAGUGGCGGACUAUCUGGUGGAGCGGGGCCGGCCGCGGUUCGCGGUGGCGCGGACGUACCUGGUGUCGGACAUCACGAACGCGGGGUUCGGGGACGUGGAUUUCGGGUGGGGCAAGGGGGUGUACGGGGGGCCGCCGACGGCGAACCUGGCGACGUUCCACAUCCGGUCGAAGAACGCGAAAGGGGAGGAGGGGAUCCUCGUGCCGAUGUGCUUGCCGGCGCCGGCGAUGGCGAGGUUCCAGCAGGAGAUUGCGAGCAACAUUGCUAAGAUGAGAACAAUUUUGGACCACGAGGCAAUUCAGGCUCAUUGAGCUAGCUAGCUAGCUAGCUAGCUAACUAGCUACAGAUCGAUUUCAAUAUGUAUUUAAUUUGGAGGCGAGGAAUAUCAUCAGGAGUUGUGUUCAUUGUGUUUUAAACUAUGUUUAAUUUGUUUGGUUUGUGAGUUAUUAACCAUUGUCAACUAAGAAUGUUAGUUAUGCAUUGAAAUAAAUUAAACAUAAGAAAAUAUUCUAUAUAUAUAUAUAUAGAG
Ananas comosus (pineapple) is the source of this 1684-nucleotide messenger RNA. RefSeq names its product benzyl alcohol O-benzoyltransferase-like. The record is from RefSeq and is a predicted model, not a curated record. The coding region runs from base 117 to 1466 and encodes 449 amino acids. NCBI's taxonomy places the organism in Eukaryota, Viridiplantae, Streptophyta, Magnoliopsida, Poales, Bromeliaceae. The transcript is spliced from 3 exons.